AGAAUCAGUGGGAAGGGCACCAAGAUACCGCGAUAUUUUGUGACUGCCCCGAGACGCGCCUGGGGUCUGGCGCGGAUCCUAAAUCCUGACAGAGCUUUAUGAAGUUCAGCUUUGCAGGCUCCCAGACUUUGAAGCUAUUAGACCCCAUAUGGAACCACAUCCAACUGCCGCAUCCUUGGUGGAGAGGAAAUUCCAUGUUCUUGUGGGUGUCACUGGAAGUGUUGCUGCCCUGAAGUUGCCUCUUCUGGUGUCAAAACUUUUGGACGUUCCUGGACUGGAAGUCACAGUGGUCACAACUGAAAGAGCCAAACAUUUCUACAGCCCCCAGGACAUUCCUGUCACCCUCUACAGUGACUCUGAUGAAUGGGAGAUGUGGAAGCACCGCUCUGACCCAGUUCUCCACAUUGACCUGCGGAGGUGGGCAGACCUCAUGCUAGUGGCUCCUCUUGAUGCCAACACUCUGGGGAAGGUGGCCAGUGGCAUCUGUGACAACUUGCUUACAUGUGUCAUCCGGGCCUGGGACUGCAGCAAGCCCCUGCUCUUCUGUCCUGCCAUGAAUACCACCAUGUGGGAGCACCCCCUCACUGCACAGCAGGUGGACCAGCUCAAGGCCUUUGGCUACAUGGAGAUUCCUUGUGUGUACAAGAAGCUGGUGUGUGGAGAUCAAGGUCUGGGGGCUAUGGCUGAGGUGGAGACCAUUGUGGAUAAAGUGAAAGAAGUCCUCUCCCAGCACAGUGGCAUCCAGCAGAGUUGAACUGGAUUUCUGUCUCUGGUGUACCUCUGCACUGUGUAUAUUCAGGCUGAGAUGGUGAAGAAGGAAGGCAUCAUCAAAAUAUGGUGAAGAUUCCUGCAUUUGCUAAAGAGGCAUCUGAUCUGCUCCAAGUUGAACAGGACUGAAGGCCCAACUUCAUUCAACCAGGGGAUGCCUGCUUUCUGUAGCCCCUCCCCAUCUCUUCCUGGGAUGGGUACACCAAGCUAGGGGAGCAAGUUGCCAUGUGUCCUUGUACACCUGAGAGGACUAAGUGACUGCACACCUCGAUUUUCUCUCUUGCCCAGGAUUUGCUUUUUGAAACACAAGUUGAAGAUCCCUGGCAUGGCAGGCCUUGGGAGCUUCCAUUUUUUGAUGGAGUGCCCAAGUGCCAUAAAGUCAGGAAGUUUGUCAGAUUUCCCACAGACCAUACUGAGAGUUUGGGGAUUCUGGAAAACAAAGAAAAAUGACAUUUUAGGAGACUCUGUCCUUCCUUCACAACCCAUCUUUGGUCUCAGAGAUUUGAGGGCAUUGAUGGAUCAGGCUGGGAAAGUGUAGGGUGAUCACUGACUAGCACUCUCAUGUCCCCAUAUAAUAAGAGUGCUAAGACCCUGAAGCCAGACAGCUCUUAGUUCAAAUCUCAGUUCUGCCACUUACCACCAGUGAACCUUGACUUGGGCCUUUGCCUUUCUGAUCCUCACUUUCUGCAUCUGUAUUAUCCUUCCCUCAUGAAGCUGUUGAGAUUGAGAUGAUGUGCGCAAAAUACAGGCGUCCCCUCUAUCCUCUAGGGACACAUUCCAAGUCUCCCAGUGGAUGCCUGAAACCAUAUACAGUACUAAACCCUAUUUAUACUAUGCUUUUCCCCACACAUAACAUACCUAUGACAAAGUUUAACUUGGAAAUUAGGCAUAGUAAGAGAUUAACAACAAUAGCUAAUAGUAAAUUAAAACAAAUAUAUUGUAUUAUA
This is a messenger RNA of Sciurus carolinensis (gray squirrel), 1715 nucleotides long. RefSeq names its product phosphopantothenoylcysteine decarboxylase (gene Ppcdc). The transcript is spliced from 6 exons. Lineage: Eukaryota; Metazoa; Chordata; Mammalia; Rodentia; Sciuridae. Gene Ontology annotation, molecular function: FMN binding; phosphopantothenoylcysteine decarboxylase activity. Bases 149 to 754 code for a protein of 201 amino acids. Gene Ontology annotation, cellular component: phosphopantothenoylcysteine decarboxylase complex. The record is from RefSeq and is a predicted model, not a curated record. Gene Ontology annotation, biological process: coenzyme A biosynthetic process.